This is a messenger RNA of Hipposideros armiger (great roundleaf bat), 3571 nucleotides long. RefSeq names its product phospholipase C like 1 (inactive) (gene PLCL1). The transcript has 6 exons. Gene Ontology annotation, molecular function: phosphatidylinositol-4,5-bisphosphate phospholipase C activity. Gene Ontology annotation, biological process: gamma-aminobutyric acid signaling pathway; regulation of synaptic transmission, GABAergic; release of sequestered calcium ion into cytosol. Bases 264 to 3257 code for a protein of 997 amino acids. The record is from RefSeq and is a predicted model, not a curated record. Lineage: Eukaryota; Metazoa; Chordata; Mammalia; Chiroptera; Hipposideridae.
CAGCGCCCGACGCGGCCGGGGGCGAAGACGACCCCCGAACGGGCUCUGACAGCGCCUCCGGAGACGGCCUGGCGGCGGCCCCUGGGGGCCGGUCGAGGGACCGUCGCAGCGGGGUCGUCUUGCCAGUCGCUGCAGGGGCCCCGGCGGAUAGCGAGGCUGGCCUCUUGGAGGCGGCGCGGGCUACCCCCAGGCGCAGCAGCAUCAUCAAGGAUCCUUCAAACCAAAAAUGUGGUGGAAGAAAGAAAACUGUGUCUUUCAGCAGCAUGCCAUCGGAGAAGAAAAUUAGCAGUGCGAGCGACUGCAUCAGCUUCAUGCAAGCUGGCUGUGAACUGAAGAAAGUUCGGCCAAACUCUCGCAUUUACAACCGCUUUUUCACUCUGGACACAGACCUCCAAGCUCUUCGCUGGGAACCUUCCAAGAAAGACCCCGAGAAAGCUAAACUGGAUAUUGCUGCCAUCAAAGAGAUCAGGCUGGGGAAGAACACAGAAACUUUUCGAAACAAUGGCCUUGCUGACCAGAUCUGUGAGGACAGCGCCUUCUCCAUACUCCACGGGGAAAAUUACGAGUCUCUGGACCUCGUUGCCAAUUCAGCAGAUGUAGCCAACAUUUGGGUGUCAGGGUUACGGUACCUGGUUUCUCGAAGUAAGCAACCGCUCGAUUUUAUGGAGGAUAACCAGAAUACGCCAAGAUUCAUGUGGUUGAAAACAGUGUUCGAAGCAGCAGAUAUCGAUGGGAAUGGAAUCAUGUUGGAAGACACUUCUGUAGAGUUAAUAAAGCAACUCAACCCUACCCUGAAGGAGUCCAAGAUCAGGUUAAAGUUUAAAGAAAUCCAGAAGAGCAAAGAAAAGCUAACCACUCGAGUGACAGAAGAGGAAUUUUGUGAAGCUUUUUGUGAACUCUGCACCAGGCCAGAAGUGUAUUUCUUACUUGUACAGAUAUCGAAAAACAAAGAAUAUUUGGAUGCCAAUGAUCUGAUGCUCUUUUUAGAAGCUGAGCAAGGAGUUGCCCAUAUCACUGAGGAUAUGUGCUUAGACAUCAUUCGGAGAUAUGAACUCUCUGAAGAGGGACGUCAAAAAGGAUUUCUUUCAAUUGAUGGUUUUACCCAGUAUUUGUUGUCACCAGAAUGUGACAUUUUUGACCCUGAGCAAAAAAAUGUUGCCCAGGAUAUGACCCAGCCAUUAUCUCACUACUACAUCAAUGCCUCUCACAACACCUAUCUCAUAGAAGACCAGUUCAGGGGGCCAGCUGAUAUUAAUGGGUAUGUUAGAGCUUUGAAAAUGGGCUGUCGAAGCAUUGAACUUGAUGUAAGUGAUGGUUCAGACAAUGAGCCAAUCCUCUGUAAUCGAAAUAACAUGACAACACACCUUUCCUUUCGAAAUGUCAUAGAGGUGAUAAACAAAUUUGCCUUUGUUGCUUCUGAAUAUCCACUAAUUCUUUGCUUGGGGAACCACUGCUCCCUAACACAGCAGAAGGUAAUGGCUCAACAGAUGAAAAAGGUCUUUGGCAAUAAACUCUACACCGAAGCACCUUUGCCAUCAGAAUCCUACCUCCCAUCACCAGAAAAAUUAAAAAGAAUGAUCAUAGUGAAAGGAAAGAAAUUGCCUCCUGAUUCAGAUGUUUUAGAAGGAGAGGUCACAGAUGAAGAUGAAGAAGCUGAAAUGUCUCGAAGGAUGUCAGUGGAGUACAAUGGCGAGCAGAAACAAAUCUGGCUGUGCAGGGAGCUCUCUGAUUUGGUAUCUAUUUGUAAAUCUGUUCAGUACAGGGAUUUUGAGCUGUCUAUCAAAAGCCAAAACUAUUGGGAAAUGUGUUCCUUUAGUGAAACAGAGGCCAGCCGAAUUGCAAAUGAAUACCCCGAGGAUUUUGUAAAUUAUAACAAGAAGUUCUUAUCAAGAAUCUAUCCAAGUGCCAUGAGGAUAGAUUCCAGUAACUUGAAUCCACAGGACUUUUGGAACUGUGGCUGUCAGAUUGUGGCAAUGAAUUUUCAGACUCCAGGUCCAAUGAUGGACCUUUACACAGGCUGGUUUCUUCAAAAUGGAGGAUGUGGUUACGUUCUAAGGCCAUCUAUUAUGCGGGAUGAAGUUUCUUACUUCAGUGCAAAUACAAAGGGCAUUGUACCAGGGGUGUCUCCUCUAGCUCUUCAUAUCAAGAUCAUCAGUGGUCAGAAUUUUCCAAAGCCCAAGGGAGCUUGUGCCAAAGGGGACGUCAUAGAUCCCUAUGUGUGUAUAGAGAUACACGGAAUACCAGCGGACUGUUCGGAACAAAGAACUAAAACUGUACAACAAAACAGUGAUAAUCCGAUUUUUGAUGAAACUUUUGAGUUUCAAGUGAAUCUACCUGAGCUGGCCAUGAUCCGUUUUGUUGUUCUGGAUGAUGACUACAUUGGGGAUGAGUUUAUAGGGCAAUAUACGAUACCGUUUGAGUGUUUGCAGCCUGGGUAUCGGCAUGUUCCCCUGCGCUCUUUUGUGGGUGACAUCAUGGAGCACGUAACCCUGUUUGUCCACAUAGCAAUAACCAAUCGCAGUGGAGGAGGAAAGGCACAGAAGCGCAGCCUUUCAGUGAGAAUGGGGAAGAAAGUUCGAGAAUACACCAUGCUCAGAAAUAUUGGUCUUAAAACCAUAGAUGACAUCUUUAAAAUAGCAGUUCAUCCCUUACGAGAAGCCAUAGAUAUGAGAGAAAAUAUGCAGAAUGCCAUAGUCGCGGUUAAGGAACUGUGUGGACUUCCUCCGAUUGCCAGUCUGAAGCAGUGCCUAUUAACCCUGUCCUCUCGGCUCAUCACCAGUGACAACACCCCCUCAGUCUCUCUUGUGAUGAAAGACAACUUUCCAUAUCUGGAGCCUCUGGGGGCAAUUCCAGAUGUGCAGAAAAAGAUGCUGGCUGCUUAUGAGCUGAUGAUACAAGAGAGCCGGUUUCUCAUAGAAAUGGCUGACACAGUCCAGGAAAAGAUUGUGCAGUGUCAGAAAGCAGGGAUGGAAUUCCAUGAGGAACUUCAUAAUCUGGGAGCAAAAGAAGGAUUGAAAGGAAGAAAACUCAACAAGGCAACAGAGAGCUUUGCUUGGAACAUUACAGUAUUGAAGGGCCAAGGAGAUCUGUUAAAGAACGCAAAGAAUGAAGCUCUAGAAAACAUGAAGCAGAUCCAGCUGGCGUGCUUGUCGUGUGCACUUAGCAAGGCCGCCAGCAGCAGCGCCGAGACCAAGGGCAAGCGCGGCCUGGAAGCCAUAGAGGAGAAGGAGAGCAGUGAGGAGAACGGGAAGCUGUGAUCCGGACGGAGCAGUAUCGACAUGUCCACGUCCUUCCUGUCGAAGACUGUGUGUUCUUUCUGGUUUUCUUUCUUUAAGGAUUUUAGACAUUCACAAAAAGAUGCCCUCUAUGGAAUGUUGGACAUAUACAGAUAUUUUCACAAUGUCAGUAUUUUCACAUAAGUUAAUUUAUCUAAGUUAAAAUGUUAAGUAGCAGUGUUUUAAAUUCUGAGAUGUGUGUACACACCUAUGUAUGGAUGUGGGUGGAAGUGUGUGUGUGUGUGUGUGUGUGUGUGUGUGUGUGUGAGUGUGUGAGAGAAAGACAGACAGAGAGA